CCGAGGUGUCGUGUCUGUUGCCCGGUCAGAGCCGUUGGCUGUUGCCCGCCCGGGCGGGGAUGCGCUGCCCGCGGUCGUGGGGCAGGGGCUGGCCGGGCCCCCGGUGCUACUCCUGGGCGUGCGCGGGCCCGGCCCGGCAUGGAGGUGGAGGAGGCCUUCGCGCUGGUGGGGCAGAUGGGGCCCUACCAGGUGUAUCUGUGCGCGCUGCUGGCCGUGCUGCUGCAGCUCUAUGUAGCCACUGAAGCAAUCCUCAUUGCGCUAGUAGGGGCGACACCUCCCUACCACUGGGACCUCGAAGAGCUCUCAGCUAAUCAAAGCCAUAGCAACCAGUCAACUAAUGAAGAGAGAGCCUUUGGGGAAUGGCUUCUGACAGCCAAUGGGAGUGAAGUUCAUAAGCACGUGCACUUCAGCAGCAGCUUCACAUCAAUAGCUUCCGAGUGGUUUUUAAUUGGGAACACAUCAUACAAAGUCAGUGUUGCCAGUUCGUUUUUCUUCAGUGGUGUCUUUGUUGGAGUGAUCUCUUUUGGCCAGCUCUCAGAUCGCUUUGGGAGGAAAAAAGUCUAUCUCACAGGUUUUGCCCUUGACAUCCUGUUUGCCAUUGCAAAUGGAUUCUCCCCCUCAUACGAGUUCUUUGCAGUCUCUCGCUUCUUGGUGGGGGUGAUGAAUGGAGGGAUGUCUCUGGUGGCCUUUGUUCUACUGAAUGAAUGUGUGGGCACUGCCUAUUGGGCAUUAGCAGGAUCGAUUGGUGGCCUGUUCUUUGCAGUGGGAAUUGCCCAGUAUGCUAUGUUAGGGUACUUCAUUCGCUCCUGGAGGACUCUGGCAGUUGUGGUUAACCUGGAGGGAACAGUAGUCUUUCUCCUCUCUCUAUUCAUUCCUGAAUCCCCCCGCUGGUUAUACUCACAAGGUCGGCUGAGAGAAGCAGAAAAUGCCCUCUAUCUCAUUGCAAAGAGGAACUGCAAGCAGAAAUGUACUUUUUCACUAAAGCUCCCAGCUGACAGGAGUCACAGAGAGACCGGCAGUUUCUUGGACCUGUUCCGAUACAAGAUCCUUUUGGGGCGCACUUUGAUCAUGAUGUUCAUCUGGUUUGUGUGCAGCUUGGUAUAUUAUGGUCUGACUCUCAAUGCAGGUGACUUAGGUGGAAGUAUUUAUGCCAAUUUGGCUCUCUCUGGGCUGAUAGAGAUACCUGCCUACCCAAUCUGUAUCUACUUGAUUAACCAAAAAUGGUUUGGCCGAAAACGGACACUGGCAGCAUUCCUGUUCCUGGGAGGUCUGGCCUGUCUUAUUGUCAUGUUUCUUCCGGAAAAGAAAGCCACAGGAGUGUUUGCAGUUGUGAACAGCCGUUCUUUGUCUUUACUGGGGAAACUGACAAUCAGUGCAGCAUUUAACAUUGUUUAUAUCUACACGUCAGAGCUUUAUCCUACAGUGAUCAGGAAUGUUGGAAUGGGUUCCUGCUCCAUGUUUUCCCGGGUUGGUGGGAUUAUUGCUCCCUUCAUCCCUUCACUGAAAUCUGUGCAGUGGUCUCUUCCAUACAUCGUGUUUGGAGUGACUGGCCUGUUGUCGGGGUUCCUGAGUUUGUUAUUGCCAGAAACACUAAACUGCCCUUUGCUAGAGACGGUAUCGGACUUGCAGGUGUGCUCAUACUGGAGACUGGGGGAUGAAGCUAUGUCAUUGCAAGCACUAGGUGGCUCCCGGUCUGCAGACAAAGAUAGCUCUGCAGGGAGUGAAAGUGAAGAUGAAGAAUUCUAUGAUGCUGAUGAAGAGACCCAAAUGAUCAAGUAACAAGAGGAAGCUUUCCUUUUUAUGCCUUUUUUUAACUUGUCCAGCCAGAUCCACCUGUAAGAAUAAAACUGGAACCGUCUGUGGGUGAAUUAUAACAGGGCAAGUGCCUCUGCCUUUCCAGCGUUGGGAGAUGAAUUCGAGUACUGUUCAGAUGCAUUACAGUGGUUUGACUGGUGACCACUGCUGAUUUUUUUUUUAUUAUUUUUUUUCUUACUCAUGAGAACCAUUCAAAUGUUUGUGGCUCAAAAUUAUGAUUGCAGGCUAGGUUUGAGGCCAAAGAUGCUGGGGAGGUAUUUGACGUAUUUCUGAAACUUGAACUUGAGAAUUGAUCCAACUUGCAGACAGACUACCGCUGCAUGUGUUCACAUUUUUCCUUCAAGGUGGGCUCAUGUUGAUUUUGAAGCAGCUGAAAUCCAUAAACUUGAAAGGUUUCAACUAGGUUUCUUCAGAUGGAUGAAAUCUAAAGAGUUAAACUGGACACACAAGGUACUACAGGCCAGUAUGAUGGGAACAAAUUCCUGAAAUCCUCUCUUAAGUUACCUACAGCACACUGGGAAGAAUGAACUAUGGAUUCUCUACCAGUUCUGCAUCCGCUCACUGGAAUGGAAUUUCAUACCUCAAGUGGUUAGGGAACACCAACAAAAGAUAGCUGUACUCAGUGUUGUUCUAGGGUGGAUGGCUAGAGGAACCAUCAGAAGUUGGAGGGACCAACUAAUAGGAAAGGGCAGAUGGACUUAAAUAAAACAGAAAUCCCCAUUAUUGCUGAUCUCUUCUCCCCCAUCUGUCUCCUCUGCCUCGCCCCUCUCAAAACUUCCUUUUUUUCCUCUUAUUUUGGUUCUUUCUCUCACAGGUUUGUCAUGACAGUCUGUAAAUCUCAGGACCGCUCUGAAUUUCUGUUGCGUAUUCUGUUUGAUUUUGUUCCUCUCAUCUUUUCUCACUUUGCCAUGUAAACUGAAGGACUUGUUUUUCCAUGGUAUAUAGUGAAUGUCUUAUGGGAGGUAAUUUUACUUAGCUAGGUUUUGCAUUAUUGUGGCUAUCCAUGAUGGUGGCUAUGGAGAAAAAUGAGAUCUGCAGUGGUACAGAGUACUGAAAUUGCCUGUCCAGGCUGCUGCUAGUGUCUUGGGGAUCAUUGCAAGAGGAUUUGAGUAUUUAUUUAAAUUUCUAUAUAUAUAGAUAAAGUUCUUUGGAAGUUUCCCUUCACCUUGCUGAGGGAGAACUGUAUUCUUUUGUUUACACUAAACUUUUUUUAAAGUAUACUGAAAUAGAAGGAUGUUGAGUGUUGAAGUUUUGCCAACUAAUAGAUGUGGCCUUUGGGUACGGAUUCAAUAUUCCUGGUUAGUGUUGACUUUAUACUCCUAGCUCUCUAUCCUCCUAGCUCUUCUAUAUCAUUUUUUGAAGUUUAUGGGAUCAUAUUUCAUAUUAAAAGUGU
Malaclemys terrapin pileata is the source of this 3208-nucleotide messenger RNA. RefSeq names its product solute carrier family 22 member 15 (gene SLC22A15). Gene Ontology annotation, cellular component: membrane. The record is from RefSeq and is a predicted model, not a curated record. The transcript is spliced from 12 exons. Gene Ontology annotation, molecular function: transmembrane transporter activity. Lineage: Eukaryota; Metazoa; Chordata; Testudines; Emydidae. Gene Ontology annotation, biological process: transmembrane transport. The coding region runs from base 139 to 1779 and encodes 546 amino acids.